This is a messenger RNA of Lactuca sativa (garden lettuce), 1777 nucleotides long. RefSeq names its product putative glycerol-3-phosphate acyltransferase 3. Gene Ontology annotation, molecular function: phosphatase activity; glycerol-3-phosphate 2-O-acyltransferase activity. The record is from RefSeq and is a predicted model, not a curated record. Gene Ontology annotation, biological process: cutin biosynthetic process. NCBI's taxonomy places the organism in Eukaryota, Viridiplantae, Streptophyta, Magnoliopsida, Asterales, Asteraceae. Gene Ontology annotation, cellular component: membrane.
UACAUCUACUAACAAUAACCAUCUCAUGAUGGAUAGAAAAAUGUCACACCAUCUAUUAUUCUUGUUUAAAUUUCUGUUAAAAUCACUAAGUUACCCUCAGGGUCAGCAAAGGAAGAACAAGUGCCAAAAGUAUUUGAAAUAUGAAACCAUGGCAGAGAAGCACACAUCAGAAGAGCUACUAAACACAACUCUUGUGUUUGAAGCGGAAGGCGGGGUAUUAAGGUCAACUUCGCUCUUUCCUUACUUCAUGCUUGUGGCUUUUGAAGGUGGUGGUGUCUUGAGAGGGUUAGUGUUGUUCUUAUUUUACCCUUUGGUUUGUUUGUUUAGCACGGAUAUGGGGUUGAAGAUUAUGGUGUUUAUAUGCUUUUGUGGGAUAAAAAAGGAAAAGUUUUCGAUUGGAAGGACCGUUUUGCCAAAAUUCUUUAUGGAGGAUUUAGGGUUUGAAGGGUUUCAGGUGGUGAUGAGAUGUGGGAGAAAGGUGGGCUUGAGUGAAUUGCCUAUAGUUAUGGUUGAAGGGUUUUUGAUGGAUUAUUUGGGUGUUGAUCGUGUUCUUGGGAGAGAUUUAAAAGUAGUUUGUGGGUAUUUUGUAGGGUUGAUGGAGGAGGGGCCAUCAACAAGAUCAAGUUUCUUGAUAAAUGAUGUGUUUGGAGACAGAAAAAGUGAUAGUAAUCUCAUUGGUUUUGGUUGCUUCAACAAAACUCUUGAUCAUCAUAUUUUCUCUCAUUGCAAGGAGAUAUACAUAGUAUCCGAAGCAGAAAAGAGAAGAUGGAGAGCUCUCCCGAGAGAUAAUUACCCAAAACCAUUGAUUUUUCAUGAUGGAAGGAUCGCACUCAUGCCAACAUAUCUAAUAACAUUAGCAAUAAUCAUGUGGGUUCCAUUUGGGUUCUUGCUCACUAUUUUGAGGAUCAUAAUUGCAAUAUCUUUUCCAUACACCAUGUCUAUCCCUAUCUUGUCAUACACAGGGAUGAGAGGUAGAACAUAUAUAUGUUCAAACUAUACCAUCAAUGUUGACAAAAUCAGAGAAUAUCCAAUCAAAAGCGAAGGCAAGAAAAAAGGCACGUUAUAUGUGUGCAAUCAUAGAACAUUACUUGAUCCAAUCUAUAUAUCAAUGGCAAUAAUGAAGCCUGUCACAACUGUUACAUAUAGCUUGAGCCGAUUAUCAGAACUCUUGGCACCAUUAAAGACUUCUCAUUUGAGUAGGAACAAAGAGAAAGACUCAAAGAUGAUGGAGAUGUUACUUAACCAAAGUGACCUUGUGGUUUGCCCUGAAGGGACUACUUGUAGGGAACCCUAUGUGCUUCGAUUUAGCCCUUUAUUUGCUGAAAUGAGCAAUGAAAUCAUCCCUGUUGCUUUAGAUGCUAAAGUCGAUAUGUUUUAUGGGACAACUGCAAGCGGUUUCAAAUUUUUGGACCCUUUGUUCUUUCUUUUGAAUCCAAUUGGAAUUUACCAUGUCAUGAUUCUUGAGAAGUGGACAAGUGCAAAUACAUGUGGGAAAUCGAGUAUCGAAAUUGCUAAUCAGGUUCAGAGACAAAUUGCGGAUGCAUUAGGGUUUCAAUGUACGAAUCUUACAAGAAGAGACAAGUACAUGAUCUUGGCAGGAAAUGAAGGUGUUAUUUAGAAUUAUAGAAUAUAUCAACUUUUGAUGUAUAAUGUAUAAUUCACAAUUUAAGUAUUUUUUAUACAAUUGUAACCCGACAUAUGUGCAUGAGUGAAAAAAGAGUUAUUGAUAUUAAAAAUGCAAGUAUUUAAUAUACAUCAAAGCAUACUAAAUGGUCCA